Molecule: messenger RNA, 2466 nt
Organism: Pipistrellus nathusii (Nathusius's pipistrelle)
Lineage: Eukaryota; Metazoa; Chordata; Mammalia; Chiroptera; Vespertilionidae
Source: the annotation of a GenBank genome assembly
AUGGGCUUCUCCUCGGAGCUAUGCAGCGCACAGGGCCACGGGGCCCUGCAGCAGAUGCAGGAGGCUGAGCUGCGGCUGCUGGAGGGCAUGAGGAAAUGGAUGGCCCAGCGGGUCAAGAGCGACCGGGAGUACGCGGGACUGCUGCACCACAUGACCCCGCAGGACGGCGGGGCCCAGAACCGGCCCGGCUCCGACAGCCCCAUCAGCCAGUCCUGGGCAGAGAUCACCAGCCAGACGGAGGGCCUGAGCCGGUUGCUGAGGCAGCACGCGGAAGAUUUGAACUCAGGGCCUCUGAGCAAGCUGAGCCUGCUCAUCGGGGUGCGCCAGCAGCUGCGCAAGACCUACAGCGAGCAGUGGCAGCAGCUACAGCAGGAGCUCACCAAGACCCACAGCCAGGACAUCGAGAAGCUGAAGAGCCAGUACCGAGUCCUGGCGCGGGACAGCGCCCAGGCCCGGCGCAAGUACCAGGAGGCCAGCAAAGACAAGGACCGCGACAAGGCCAAGGACAAGUACGUGCGCAGCCUGUGGAAGCUCUUCGCGCAUCACAACCGUUACGUGCUGGGCGUGCGGGCCGCGCAGCUGCACCACCAGCACCACCACCAGCUCAUGCUGCCCGGCCUGCUCCAGUCGCUGCAGGACCUGCACCAGGAGAUGGCGUGCAUCCUGAAGGAGAUCCUGCUGGAAUACCUGGAGAUCAGCAGCCUGGUGCAGGAAGAGGUGGCCGCCAUCCACCAGGAGAUGGCCGCAGCCGCCGCCCGCAUCCAGCCCGAGGCCGAGUACCAGGGCUUCCUGCAGCAGUACGGGUCCCCCCCUGAUGUCCCGCCCUGCGUCACCUUCGAUGAGUCUCUGCUCGAGGAGGGCGAGGCGCUGGAGCCCGGGGAGCUGCAGCUGAACGAGCUGACGGUGGAGAGCGUGCAGCACGCGCUGACCUCGGUGACCGAGGAGCUGGCCGUGGCCACCCAGCGGGUGCUCAGCCGGGAGGAGGCGGUCACACAGCUGCAGCGGGAGCUCAGGCACGAGGAGCAGGCCGUCCACCCGCGGCAGCGGGUUUACCUGCUGAGCAAGCGGCAGGUGCUGCAGGAGGAGCUGCAGGGCCUGCAGGUGGCGCUGUGCGGCCAGGCCAAGCUGCAGGCCCAGCAGGAGCUGCUGCAGGCCAAGCUGGAGCGCCUGGGCCCCAGGGAGCCCCCGUGCGUCCCCCUGCUGCAGGAUGACCGCCACUCCACGUCCUCCUCGGAGCCGGAGCGGGAAGGCGGAAGGACACCCACCCUGGAGAUCCUGAAGAGCCACAUCUCGGGAAUCUUCCGCCCCAAGUUCUCGCUCCCCCCGCCGCUGCAGCUGGUUCCCGAGGUGCAGAAGCCCCUGCACGAGCAGCUGUGGUACCACGGGGCCAUCCCGCGGGCAGAGGUGACGGAGCUGCUGGCGCAGUCCGGCGACUUCCUGGUGCGGGAGAGCCAGGGCAAGCAGGACUACGUGCUGUCCGUGCUGUGGGAGGGCCAGCCCCGGCACUUCAUCAUCCAGUCCGCCGACAACAUGUACCGCCUGGAAGGCGACGGCUUUCCCAGCAUUCCCUUGCUCAUCGACCACCUGCUGCGCUCCCAGCAGCCUCUCACCAAGAAGAGCGGCGUCAUCCUGAGCCGGGCUGUGCCCAAGGAUAAGUGGGCGCUGAACCACGAGGACCUGGUGCUGGGCGAGCAGAUUGGACGGGGGAACUUCGGCGAGGUGUUCAGCGGGCGCCUGCGCGUGGACAACACCCUGGUGGCCGUGAAGUCCUGUCGAGAGACGCUGCCGCCGGACCUCAAGGCCAAGUUCCUGCAGGAAGCCAGGAUCCUGAAGCAGUACAGCCACCCCAACAUCGUGCGUCUCAUUGGCGUGUGCACCCAGAAGCAGCCCAUCUACAUCGUCAUGGAGCUGGUGCAGGGGGGCGACUUCCUGACCUUCCUCCGGACGGAGGGAGCCCGGCUCCGGAUGAAGACGCUGCUGCAGAUGGUGGGGGACGCGGCCGCAGGCAUGGAGUACCUGGAGAGCAAGGGCUGCAUCCACCGGGACCUGGCCGCCCGGAACUGCCUGGUCACGGAGAAGAACGUCCUGAAGAUCAGCGACUUCGGCAUGUCCCGGGAGGAGGAGGACGGCAUCUACGCCGCCUCGGGGGGCCUCAGGCAGGUCCCCGUGAAGUGGACGGCGCCCGAGGCUCUUAACUACGGCCGCUACUCCUCCGAGAGCGACGUGUGGAGCUUCGGCAUCUUGCUCUGGGAGGCCUUCAGCCUGGGGGCCUCCCCGUACCCCAACCUCAGCAACCAGCAGACUCGCGAGUUCAUAGAAAAGGGGGGCCGCCUGCCCUGCCCCGAGCUGUGCCCGGACGCCGUGUUCCGGCUCAUGGAGCAGUGCUGGGCCUACGAGCCGGGGGAGCGGCCCAGCUUCAGCACCAUCUACCAGGAGCUGCAGAGCAUCCGGAAGCGGCAUCGGUGA